AUGGUGGAACUGUGCGAAUUGCACAUGAUGCCCGAUGAGGAUCAAUGGCCUGAUGACAUUGAUGCUCGCAUCGCGGCGCUCAACUUUUGUGGUGAGGAUUCGAUGCUUUUUGAGUCUGUGGAUCCAUCAGUGUCCACGGAUUCGUUGGAUUCGACACAGUUUCGAGAGAGAUGUCAGAUGAAAAAAGAGGAUUUUCAAUUGGCAUUUGCGGACUCUGGACAUUGGCAAUCAGGUAUAAAUGAGAAUUUGACUACCUGGGGACGGAUUCGAUCUUCUGAACCGCUGGACGAACGAACUGCGUCUGCUCCAGACGUCUGGAAGAGGUCGAUUCAUCGUCCGAACUCUCUGAUUGCCAAUUUUGUGUCUGGAGAUGCGGCGACUCGAUUCGUCGAUGUUAAUGAUAAUGAAAUCCGUGAAGCGAAUGAGGAUAUCAUUAGGAAGGAUCGAUGGAGACGUGAUUCGGCACGCAGGAGCUCAAUUACACAGAAAAGAACUUUUGCUGAUAUUCUGGAAAAGAAUGCUUCUGAGCCAUCGUCUGCGGAGACAACGGAGAGAGGGAAACAACCGCCAAAGUUGGAGUUUUUGGCAAUGCAUCAUGAGAUGCCAUCACUCUGUGAAUCCUUCACAGCUUCAUUCCGAGAUGCCAUUAUCAAAACUCAGAAGAGUGAACCACUUCCAUCGAUCACUUCAACAAACGAUUUUCCACUGUUUUUCCAGGAAGAUUCUCCAGAUUCUGGCCUCGGGUGCAGUGGCCCCAGUCACAUCGAGGAUUGGCAAUCUCUUUCAGUGCUUCUCCCAAAACACGUCGCAGAAGCGUGCUCAUUUUUCAAGAGCAACACCCAAUUGCUCACCUCGUCAACAUCAAAAAAUGCGACAACCCAACAAAGCGCCAUCACUUCCUCAUCCCAUCAUCAUCCUCAUUUUUCAUCAAAUUGCAUCGAUCGUCAUCGAAUGCCUGGAAUUUCGGCGUCGGCUAACGAGGCGUGCCGAACGUGUUAUCGAGUACGGAGGAGGAUACACCCUCCAAUUUGGGCUCAAACGGCGCAAACGAAAACGGUCCUUUGCGAUUGUGCCUCCACACCAACCGACACCAAUUUCUCGUUCGCUCCCACAACCUCAACGACUCGCCAUCAAUUGCGCGCCAAGGAGCUGUCCAUCGUUGGGCUGCCGAUUUACGCCGCGAAACGGACACUUGUUGAGAAUGUGGUCGAAGGGGUUGCCACGAUUUCAAGAGGCGAUGGAAUGGAUUUGCUUGUGAUUGCCAUGAGAUCCCUGAUCGAAGAUGGCCUUCUAGAAGGAGUCUCCGCGUGGACAAUGAUUCAAACUGUCACUUCCAAAGGACCAGCCACCAAAGACGUUCAUUCGAUUGUGAAGCAAUUGGAAGAAUGCUCAAAAACUGAUAACGUCAAAGUGGAAAUUUUCUUCGAAGAGCUUAUCAGAGAAAACUCGCUGGACUGCUGGUUGUGCUAUAUUGUGCUCAAGGAGAAGGUGCUGAAAACUCUCUACUCUGACAAUUCGUUCUUGUUGUCUGCUAGCGCGGAGUACAGAACGUUGUUGUGGAGAAUGGUGGAUAGUUUGUCGCUGUUGCCAGUGAUCGAAGCGCGUACCGACUCAAUGACCAACACCCAACCCUACACGAAAUCCAUGCAACAAUGGGGCGGAGCUUCGCGGAUAGCAUCCGAUUCGAGAGUCCCGAAAAGUUCAUCGGUACCCGCUAGACUUGCCACAGCUUCAUCUAGACGGUCAAGGAUACCAUUGUCAACGAGCAGAACCAGCAGCAUCACAUCAGCACCAACCACGCCACGUACUCCAGGAUCCGGCCGGAUCCGUGUUGCAUCUGUUAUGGGUGCCUAUCAACUUGCCAAUUUCUCCCUGUCAGAUGGAGAAAAAGUGCGAGUACUGUCGACACGUGGCGGACUUGCCAGAUGCGUUCGAUUGAUCACUUCGAGCAGUCAAAUCAAUAAUGGAGUGAUCCCAAUUGAGCAUCUUCUAUUCCAAUGA
Molecule: messenger RNA, 2001 nt
Organism: Caenorhabditis briggsae
Lineage: Eukaryota; Metazoa; Nematoda; Chromadorea; Rhabditida; Rhabditidae
Gene: Cbr-unc-14
Product: Protein CBR-UNC-14
Exons: 10
Coding region: 1-2001 (666 amino acids)
Cellular component (GO): cytoplasmic vesicle
Source: RefSeq, a predicted model, not a curated record